GCCAGUCAGGAACAUUUGACGCUGUAAAACUACACAAUGAAUUCAGACGUAACAAGUGCUCUGUUAUUAUUAGAGACAGUUAAUUUUGCUGCAGAGAAACAUCGGAACCAACGGCGUAAAGACGCGGAGGGAACGCCGUACAUUAAUCACCCCAUCGGAGUCGCGAGAAUCCUCAGCCAUGAAGGAGGAAUCACAGACAUUGAGGUUUUGCAAGCUGCUCUGCUUCACGACACAGUGGAGGACACGGACACCACACCAACAGAACUGGAAUCCAUGUUUGGGCUCACUGUGACUCGCAUCGUGUGUGAGGUGACAGACGACAAAACGUUGCCCAAACAGGAGAGGAAGCGCCUGCAGGUGGAACAUGCUGCUCAGUGUAGCCGACAAGCCAAACUGGUCAAAUUGGCCGACAAACUAUACAAUCUGAGGGACUUGAACCGCUGCACACCUGUCGGUUGGACAUCUGAGCGAGUCCAGGAGUAUUUUGUUUGGGCCUGUGAGGUGGUGAAAGGUCUGAAAGGAACCAACUCGGUUUUGGAAGAGAAGCUGGAAGAGUUGUUCAGAGAGAGGGGGGUGCAGCUCUGAAAGCCAAAUCUUUGGCAAAUGCAUUGUUUAUUCAUCAAAUAAAUCACAUUUCUGUCAAUA
Messenger RNA from Thalassophryne amazonica, 645 nucleotides. RefSeq names its product HD domain containing 3 (gene hddc3). The record is from RefSeq and is a predicted model, not a curated record. The transcript has 4 exons. NCBI's taxonomy places the organism in Eukaryota, Metazoa, Chordata, Actinopteri, Batrachoidiformes, Batrachoididae. Gene Ontology annotation, molecular function: guanosine-3',5'-bis(diphosphate) 3'-diphosphatase activity. Bases 37 to 585 code for a protein of 182 amino acids.